This is a messenger RNA of Pseudozyma hubeiensis SY62, 840 nucleotides long. RefSeq names its product potential N-terminal peptidyl-methionine acetyltransferase. The transcript has a single exon. The coding region runs from base 1 to 840 and encodes 279 amino acids. Gene Ontology annotation, cellular component: mitochondrion. The record is from RefSeq and is a predicted model, not a curated record. NCBI's taxonomy places the organism in Eukaryota, Fungi, Basidiomycota, Ustilaginomycetes, Ustilaginales, Ustilaginaceae.
AUGAAGAUGGCUCUUCGUGGGCUGUUGGCAGCACCGUUGAGGGGUGUCUCGAGAACACCUGUCAGAGUCGCUGCCGCCGCUGCCAGGGUUGGUUCCUCGUCGUCUUCUUCUUCUUCACGGCUCAGUUUCACCAGUCGAUCUCUUCAUCAGCAACGUGUCCUCACACUCGACUCGACACCAUCGCACUCGCUGCUAUUCAAGCCUGCGUCGGCUUAUUUUGCCUCAGCCUCACCGAUCAUCCUCUCUUCACGGUCGAUCUCCACGACAUCAUCGACGAGCAACACCAGCUCCUCCUCAAAGCCCUCCUCCACUCCACCACCACGACCCGAACCCGAAGCAGAAGACACCGACUCUCCACCGCCCAAGGCAACCCUUCGCGAGCGGUUGAAGUUCCUCACUCGGCGCUACGGCUGGUGGGCGCUCGGCGUCUACCUUCUCGCCUCUUCCGUCGACUUUUCCCUCACCUUCCUCGCCAUCCACCUCUUGGGUGCCGACCACAUCCGUUCCCUCGAAGCCUCCCUCCGCAAAUCCAUCGGUCUCGAACAACGAUCCGAAGAUCCCGAUGAAUCCUCGAAAUCCGGCAACAAGAGCAGUACCAUCUGGACAGAAGCAGUUCUCGCAUACACCAUUCACAAGACCCUUCUGCUCCCCGUAAGGGUGGCGUUCACUGCCGCGGUCACACCGAGCUUUGUCAAAUGGCUCGUCAAGAUGGGUUGGGCAAAGGCGAACCACCAGGUCAAAGCGAGUGUCGGGAGGAAGGCUGCGGAUAAGGCGAUCCAGGAUGUCGUGAGGAGAAACAAUGCCGUUAAGAAGGUCGAGGAGACUGCCAAGCAUCAGUAA